ACGGCGACGUUCGAGACGCCGCAGGUGGCGUUCGCGUACGAGCGAGGGUGGCGCGAUAGCUUUAAGCGCGCUGGGUUUCCGGGGCCGGAUGAGGAGGCGCGGUUGGCCGUGGACGCGCUCGGGGAGUUCGCGAAGGGCGGCAUCGUCGUCGACGCGUCGUGCGGCAGCGGGUUGUUUACGAGACGGUUUUUGAAGACGUACAAGGGUCGUUCAAAGGCGUACAAGGGCGUGGUGGCGCUCGACUACUCCGACGCCAUGCUGCGACAAGCGAAGCAAUACAUGGAGGAUGAAAACUUACUCGGCGACGCGGACGUGUGCUUCGUGCGCGCGGACAUCGCGCGGUUACCGUUUCCAGAAGGCUCGCUGGACGGCGUGCACGCGGGCGCCGCCAUCCACUGCUGGCCGGAUGCCAAGACGGGCGUGGCCGAGAUCGCGCGCGUGCUUAAACCAGGCGCGACGUUCUGUGGAACGACGUUCAUGAAUCCGCAAGUGCCGUUCUUCGACGAGGACCAGCAGGCCAUUUUCGACAACGCCGUUCGAGAAUUCUCGGGCACGGUGAACGCCGAGCGCGGGUUCAGAUGGUGGUCCAAGAAGGAACUCCGAGACCUGUGCACCGAAUGCGGACUCGUCGAUUUUAAGUGCGAGAUUCGCAAUCAGUUUAUCUUUUACAGCGCGAAGAAG
This is a messenger RNA of Ostreococcus lucimarinus CCE9901, 681 nucleotides long. RefSeq lists its product with no specific name. Gene Ontology annotation, molecular function: S-adenosylmethionine-dependent methyltransferase activity. The annotation marks the transcript as partial. The record is from RefSeq and is a predicted model, not a curated record. The transcript has a single exon. Lineage: Eukaryota; Viridiplantae; Chlorophyta; Mamiellophyceae; Mamiellales; Bathycoccaceae.